Molecule: messenger RNA, 1157 nt
Organism: Fonticula alba
Lineage: Eukaryota; Rotosphaerida; Fonticulaceae
Exons: 2
Coding region: 48-1103 (351 amino acids)
Source: RefSeq, a predicted model, not a curated record
CCCCCCCCUCCCUCCGUCCCUCCCUUCCCUUCUCCACCCAUUGAUCAAUGAUCGGCCCCACGCUCUCGGGCUUGGUCGGCCAUCCGAUCAGCCCGGGGACCUGGGGGGCGCUGCUUCUGUCGGCGCUCUUCUUCGGGCAUUAUUUCUGGCUUCGGAAAACGGACCACCCCUUGAUGCGGGCAGCUCGGGCUCGCCACUUGGCCUCGGCCCGGGCGCCCGGCCGCGGGCAGACCCUUCGAACGAUGUCCCGGCAGCAGCGCCGACAUCUGGACCGUCAGCGGCAGGAACUCCUGGCGCUGGGGCUGGUGUCGGCUGACGCCUCAUACGAGCAACUCCUGUCGGCCAGCACGCGGCUCACCUCGCAGCGGGACGCGGCGAUGGCGGCCCGUGCGCGCGGGGCCCCUCCCGCGCAGGCUGUGGCGCCGGGUGGCUUGGCCGGGCCGGACCGGGCGGCAGGCCCCCUGGGCGCCUUCGACCCAGCGGAGGAUGUGGUGCUGCUCAGCGAUGAGGACGACGAGGAUGGCCUGGGGGACGAGGUCACCGAUGGGGGCGUCCUCGAAUCUGGCGACCGCGAUGUCCGGGCAGACGCGGCGCGCCGCCGCGCUCGCGAGGAGCGAGCGCGGCGUCGAGCCCGCUUCCAAGACUCGGUGUACGAUGCGUCGGUGGUCAUCGCAGCCACCGGGCAGGACUCGAUUGCUGUGGCCGACCGGGCCCGGUAUUUGGCGCACAUCCGGCGCCUGGUGGCCCAGGGCCAGGGUGUGAUCCUGGUGGAAGCGGCCGCCGCUCAACUGGGUCUCGGGACUCCGGUCCUGGUGGACUUCCUGACUGAGUUGGCCCGAUCAGCCGAGCUACCUGGGAUCUUUGACAACCGCGGUCGGUUCAUUCACCUGCCUCCGGAGCUGCUGGGCGCUGUGCGCGACUCGAUGGCCGCUCAGGGCCGGGUGUCCAUCCAAGCGCUCCGGCAGGGCAUCAGCCAGGCGGUGGCCCACGCGGCGGUGCCCCUGUCCCAAGCGCCCGAGUCGCCUGGCGCCGGGACACCGGAUUCGGCGAGCCUCCAGGCCAGCCUCCUGCACGUUCUCCGCAACCAGCCUGCCCCUUCCUGAGACAUCGGCCGUGCCCUCCUUCCCCGCACGAAAUACAUACCAAAGCCACCUACA